AAAAUUUGGCCCCUAGGGUUUGGGUCAGUUUGUGCGACGAAAUCCCAACCGUUUCAGUGGAGCUUUCCUCCGAUGCCCAUCAUCUCCCGCUUGAUAGCUUCCCCAUUAGAAUGGCAACUCCUCUUCUAGCUGGACUUGCCGUAGCUGCAGCUGCUCUUGCUGGUCGAUACGGAGUCCAGGCAUGGCAUGCAUACAAGUCAAAACCAAUUGUUCCAAGGAUGCGCAAAUUUUAUGAGGGUGGUUUCCAACCGUCAAUGACUAGAAGAGAAGCUGCUCUUAUACUUGGGGUCAGGGAAAGUACUCCUCCAGACAAGAUUAGAGAAGCUCACAGGAAGGUGAUGGUUGCAAACCAUCCGGAUGCAGGGGGAAGCCAUUACCUUGCUUCCAAGAUCAAUGAGGCAAAAGAUGUUUUGCUCGGAAAGUCAAAGGGUGGUGGAUCUGCAUUCUGAUUUAUGUUUAUAACCCUGCCCUGCGCCUGGUAACAAUCCUAUAAUUUGUUUUAUAACCUCUUUUCUGUAUUUAUUUAUUGAUAUAGCACCCUCUCUUUUAUAUAUUAGUCUGGUAUGGCUGUAGUCAGCUGAUCAGUUUUUGUUACUGUUCUCAAAUGAGCAUUUUUGGAAUGAAAUGCUGUAUUUUACAUUCAGACCACCCAAAAACUUGCUAUUUAUGAAUCAAGCACUCUCUUUCGUCCAUUUUUUAAAUUUU
Molecule: messenger RNA, 705 nt
Organism: Phalaenopsis equestris
Lineage: Eukaryota; Viridiplantae; Streptophyta; Magnoliopsida; Asparagales; Orchidaceae
Product: mitochondrial import inner membrane translocase subunit TIM14-3-like
Exons: 3
Coding region: 111-449 (112 amino acids)
Biological process (GO): protein import into mitochondrial matrix
Cellular component (GO): PAM complex, Tim23 associated import motor
Molecular function (GO): ATPase activator activity
Source: RefSeq, a predicted model, not a curated record